Penaeus chinensis is the source of this 1890-nucleotide messenger RNA. RefSeq names its product transcription factor GAGA-like. Gene Ontology annotation, biological process: regulation of transcription by RNA polymerase II. The coding region runs from base 226 to 1248 and encodes 340 amino acids. The transcript has 7 exons. The record is from RefSeq and is a predicted model, not a curated record. Lineage: Eukaryota; Metazoa; Arthropoda; Malacostraca; Decapoda; Penaeidae. Gene Ontology annotation, molecular function: protein binding. Gene Ontology annotation, cellular component: nucleus.
GGGCGAACGGCGCGGUAGGCGAACGCGUCGCUCUGUCACAACAACAACAACAUUAGUCAGGAACACCAGCGGAAGAGGAGGCGUUCCUUCAAAGCUUCCCAGGAGAUCGAGAUAAAUAUAACAUUCCUUGGAGCUUUUUAACCCGUGAGGCGCAUUUGGAGUUCAUCGUAGAUAGAUAUAUCUUCAUCUUUUUAUUCUUUGGCGGCUUGAAAAGAAGGAGGAGACAUGGCAGACGAUAUUCUUUCCCUGAAGUGGAACAACCACAUUAAGACAUUCCAUGAGAUGCUUGGCAGUAUUAGACACAAGGGUUUCUACUCUGAUGCAACCAUUACCUGCGAUGGAAAGUUUUAUCCAGUUCACAAGCUAGUUUUAUCAUCAUGCAGUGACUAUUUUGGAAGUAUAUUUGAUGCCACACAGUGCAAGCAUCCUGUUAUUGUUAUCAAGGACAUCAAGCAUGAAGAUAUGGAAGCCCUUUUGAAUUAUAUGUAUCUGGGAGAAGCCAAGGUGGCACGAAGUCUCCUGCCUGAACUUUUCAAGGCUGCAGAGUGCCUCAAAAUAAAAGGACUGGCCAUUCCUGAUGAGGCACUGACCCAUGACGAGACCAAUAUAACCAAACCUGAUAUAGAAGGCAGCCCCCCAAGGAAACGGCAGAAACCAGAUGGACCAGCACCAGAUACUGAAUGUAUGGAGAUUUCCAUGAGGAAUCAGCACGACCAGGAGGGACACCAUCAGUCAGAAUAUGUGUCACAGCAGGAGUCUAGAGCCUAUGACCUUAAGGCACACAGAGAUCCUUUCAACGUUACCAAAGAGGAAGUAGACUUUGAAAGCAUAUCCGAGAGCGAGGUGGUAGAGAGAGAAAAGGACAUUCCUGAGCUUCAAGAAAUUAUGCAACCACUGAUGCCCACAAGACAACCUCACAUAGCCCAGGACCCUUACAUACAAUGGAAGCCAGAAACAAGUGGCCAUCACAGCAAUUCUGGUUAUCCUUUGUGUCCAACCAACUCUGUAAUGAAUAUGAAUAUGAAGGAGGAACCUACCAUCGACCCUGUCAAUACUCUGAAAUGUCCUUACUGUCCCAAGACUUUCCUCUAUCCUGCCAAACUACAAAGCCACCUACGAACUCACACAGGAGAGAAACCUUUUGCAUGCCCUUUCUGUACGUACCGAGCUACGCAACAAGGAAACCUCAAUCGCCACAUUAAGAUUAAGCAUCACAGAGAGAACCCAGAAAACCCAGAGGGUAAUUAGAUGAUAAAAAUUCUGUGUAUUGUUGUUACAUGAAAUAAUUGUGUAACAUUGUUUUUUAGAACUGAAUAGAAGAUCUUUAGGAAUCAGUGGUGCAUUGAUUAUCAUGAAUAAAGUACAGAAAAAGAGCAUUUUAUAAGAAAAGAAAAAAAAAAACUUUUAACAAACUACUUGAUCAACUAUGCAAUAAUAUCUUAGGAGUUUUUAAAGUUUUGAAAGAAAAUGAAUAGUUGUGGUCAUCAAACCCUUUAAUUAUAGUAGUAUGAUAAACAAAUUUCUUUGGUAAUAGAAGAGAGAAGCAUGUUCUGUUUCCUUUCAGGAGCAAUGGGUAAUAAACACCUAUAAAGAACAGUCAGAAAAGCUAACAUAUAUGAUAUGAUUUAUGCAUGUGUGUGUGUGUGGGGGGGGGAGACUGUGUGACUGUGUGUGUGUGUGUGUGUGUGUGUGUGUGUGUGUGUGUGUGUGUGUGUGUGUGUGUGUGUGUGUGUGUGUGUGUGUGUGUGUGUGAGAGGGAGCAAGGGGUUAAUAUACACAAGCAAAGAACAGACUGAAAAAAAUAACAUAUAUGAUUUAUUUGGGUGUGUGUGUGUGUGUGUGUGAGUGUGUGAGAGUGUGUGUGUGUGUGUGUGUGUGUGUGUGUGUGUG